AUGAAGUCUUCGAUUGCGAUGAUCAUCGGCCUCAUGGCCUCAAGCUGCGGUACUGCGAUGUCUACGUUCACUGUCUUAAUGUACACGGACAGCAGGUUCGAAGAUUACGUUGGCCAAGUUGCUUUCGAUUCCACAGAUCGCUGCUAUCCGGUGUGUACCGACACCGAGGCUGUGGCUGCUUUUCUCUGGGAUGGCGAGCCUCGAGGAGCGCAGCUUAUAGUUUUUGAGGACGUCGAGUGUCGUGGUCGAUAUGUUGCAGGAGACAAGAAACACGAUGCCGAGUUCUCUGUAGUGGCCUCGGGACGUAAGGUUCGAUCGUUCAUCCUAUCGACUACGGGGAGUGUUACGCCCACACGAGGCAUCGUACACUCCUGCGACGAGAAGAGCGACAUCGUGUACAAAACGUAUAACGAUACGGCGUCUUUAAUGUGA
Messenger RNA from Phytophthora nicotianae INRA-310, 432 nucleotides. RefSeq lists its product as hypothetical. The transcript has a single exon. Bases 1 to 432 code for a protein of 143 amino acids. Lineage: Eukaryota; Oomycota; Peronosporomycetes; Peronosporales; Peronosporaceae. The record is from RefSeq and is a predicted model, not a curated record.